Messenger RNA from Annulohypoxylon truncatum, 3132 nucleotides. RefSeq names its product ankyrin repeat-containing domain protein. Bases 1 to 3132 code for a protein of 1043 amino acids. Gene Ontology annotation, molecular function: protein binding. The transcript is spliced from 4 exons. Lineage: Eukaryota; Fungi; Ascomycota; Sordariomycetes; Xylariales; Hypoxylaceae. The record is from RefSeq and is a predicted model, not a curated record.
AUGCGUCACCUAGUUGGAUCUGGUAAGACUAUGCUGAUCUCCCUUGUGAUUGACUCGCUCGCAAAAGAACGAGAAUGCGGCAAAGACACUACUUGUGUUUAUUUUUAUUUCCAAGAGGGAGAUAAGCGCCACGUAUCGUUUGCGUGUAUAUGGGCGACUUUGUUAAUACAGCUGCUAUGGGCGUCGAGCGAGCUGAAAGGAGAAUUAAAAACGGAAUUCGACUACUCGCUCCAAGGAUCGACUCCACUCGAUUCAUAUGCGUAUUUAGAGCUCUUUAAAUCCCGGGCUGCCACCGUAAAGACAGUUUACCUAGUCAUCGAUGCUUUGGAUAACUGUCAGAAUACCCCCGAAGAAGAGACACAGCAAAAAAUGCGAGAUGCUCUCAAAGCACUUCCGGAUAAUAUACGGGUUCUCUUCACCUCCAGAGACGACUCGUUUGAUUUGGGGGUGGCAGCAAAUCGGAAGCUGCUCAUCACGCUGAAAGCACGGGACGUAGAGACCUACGUAAAGAAGCGGAUCGAGGACAACAAUAUUCUGAGAAUCGUUUUGAAAGAUGACCAGAAACGAAAGCUCGUUAUAGACAAAGUUACCGCUAUCACCUUAUCAAGUAACAUGUUCCUGUCAGCCAGGCUCUACAUGGAUGAACUGAGCAAACGGAGGAUAUUUGCCGACAUCAAGAAAGCGCUGGGCGAACUUCCUGACAGCGCAUUCAAGAUCUUUGAUGAAUCGGCAAGGCAAAUAGCCCAGAAAAUCAACCUAGGAAGCAAUGAUUCCAAAGGUUGCCUGAUUAAGCAUAUUCUCACCUGGGUGAUAUGUGCAAAGACGGAAUUGACUGCUGAGCAAAUUUGCGAUAGCUUCGCCAUACAAAAGAGCGGUGGACAGCCUUACCAGGACAAUCGACCUAGCGAAGAACUUCUUGUGCCUGUUUGCGAUGGAUUGGUCGUCAUGGACCCGAAGAAUAGGAUACUCAGUCUUGUCCACAAGUCGGUACAGACGUAUUUGCAGAAGCAUGGCAUUAUACCAGAAAAUGCAGAUAUCGAGAUAGCCAAGAAAUGUCUAUAUUGCCUCUUGAUUGAUACAGACGACCAAGAAGUCGAACCUUCGCUGCUCCAAUAUGCCGCAAAAUAUUGGUGGGCGCAUCUUGGCUGCCAGGGACAAGCCGACUCAGAGGCGGAUUCGUUGGCAUUGAAGUUUCUUGGGGACAGCUCCAAGCUGGCUAGAGCAUUCAAGGCCAUAGAAGGCACCGACAACGGCGCUUUUGACUACAUGACGGGCUUGCACGCCACGGUGCACUUUGACCUUCUAUCCUGGGCAGAGCGCCUCCUCAGAGAGGAUACCGACAUCAACGCUCAGUGUUCGGACGGCCAGACGGCCGUACACUGGGCGGUUAGGUACGGGCGAUGCAAACUUCUAGAGCUAUUCAUUGAUAAAUUGGCGGAACUAAACAUACGCGAUAACGCCGGCGACACGCCACUCCACAAAGCUCUCAUGAGGCCAAGCGCCGACAAGAUGCCACUUCACCAAGCCAUCAUGAAGUCGGAAGCCGACGACGAAAAUAUAGUGAAAGCACUAGUUGCCAAGGGCAACGCACGGUUGGAUAUCGGAAACACUAGGGGUAUCUCGCCAAUGUUGUCGGCCAUUCGCUACGGGCCUACGUCAAUAGCCAAAAUCAUGGUUGAGAGCCAGAAGGAUGUUGAUGCUGAGAUCUUCGAUGGUUGGACCUCACUGAGGCAGGUCUUCUAUCAUGGCCAGGACAUCGUCGAAAGCGGCGUAGCGAGCCAAGGGGAUCGCCGGGCGGGGGUUAAAGGAUGGGCUCAGCUGCAGCACGCAGUUGGGAACCACGCCCGCUCUCUGGUCGACAUAUUGCUCGAGCGCGGCGUGAAUCUGAAUCGUCCCUCGGCCGUAGAUGGGUGGACACCUCUCGAGCACGCGGCCAAGACCGGCGAUUUGUCUAAGAUAAGCCGACUGUUGAUGCGGCAGCCCAACCCAGCCGACGUCCACCUGCAGGACCGGCAGGGGAAACCACCCCUGUGGUGGGCCGUCUCGUACAAAAGCGCCGCUGCAGUUCAGUUGCUGGUCAAGCACGGCGCCAACGUCAAUGAGAUAUACAACGAUAAAUCAACGCCGCUAUCCAAAAGUGUUCAGAUGAAAGAUAGCGAUAUGGUGCAACUGCUUAUUAGGUUGGGGGCCGACGUGAACAUGAGGAUAGAAAACGGCUCAACGCUUCUGAUCGAGGCCAUCAAGCAUGGCGACAAAGACACAGCCUGGAUGCUGUUGAAUGCGAAUGCGGCGUUGGACGAAACGGAUAUGCAGCAUGCCCUUGAACUGGCCAUAAUUUACGACAAUCUCUCAAUAGCGUGGUUGCUCUAUGAGCACGGUGCUUCACUAAGCGCUGCGAACGGCACUGGGUCAACUCCAUUGCAUGAAGCCGCUAAGAGACGGAAUUACAAAGCUGCGCAGUUCCUCGUAGAACGUGGCGGAACCAUUGACACUAAGGACGCCGAUGGCUCGACGCCAUUACACUACGCCGUACGGGUUAACCAUGACGAUCUAACGGACCUAUUAGCUUCGCAAAUGCUGCGGUCGUCGCGGAAGUCGGGGCUCGAUAUCACCGACAAACAGGGCAACACGGCGCUCAUACUAGCCAUCCUUAAUCAGCGACCGGUUGCCGUGCAGUCAUUGCUCCAGUAUGGUGCCUCGUGCAAUGUUGCCGACCCGAAAGGUCUGACGGCGCUACACCAUGCUGCCCAUUUGGGAUUUAAGGAGGGACUAAAUCAAAUGGUGGACAAAAAGUUCGACGGCAACCCCAACGCAACAGAUAAUAAGGGUUUUACGCCGCUCCACCACGCGGUAAAUGGCGGGGGUGCCGACCCGGAGACGGUGCGGAUAUUAGUGAGGGCGGGCGCUAAUAUGGAGGCACAAGACAACGACGGGCGGACGCCGCUGAUGCUAGCUGCUCAGCUAGGCUGCGAAGGGUUAGCGCACAGCCUCCUAUGCGAAGGGGCUGAUGCUCAAACACGGAACAAAACCGAGCACACAGCCUUCUCCUAUGCGAAGAAUUUCCCUAGCAUUCGAAGGCUUCUCAACGAGGCCCAUCCGUCAAGAAAACCGCCGGAUUACUAUGGAAGGUAA